CGUCCCACAUAACAUUUACCUUAGCAUUAAAAUUGAUCCGUCUUCUCCCUUUCUGUCGGCGAAUUGGAAUCGGCAUGGAAACCCGAUCUCGAUCUCGGUCUCGGCGGCGAUCCAAGGCCGACCUCUCGACGUUGCUUCGGCGGGCUUGGUACCAUCUACGCCUCUCCGUUCGCCAUCCCACCCGGGUCCCUACCUGGGAUGCUAUCGUACUCACCGCCGCCAGCCCUGAGCAGGCCGACCUCUACAACUGGCAGCUCACCCGUGCCAAGCGAAUGGGUCGCAUCGCCACCUCCACCGUCACCCUGGCUGUGCCCGACCCUCUUGGUCACCGCAUCGGCUCCGGUGCUGCUACACUCAAUGCCAUUUCUGCCCUCGCCAAUCACCUCCGCCAUCUCUCUCUUUUUGAUUCACCGGAGGUAUCAGGUUCAAGCGACUGUUGUACUCCCACCUCUGUUUCGCAAUCCCCUCCUGACUCCUCGAAUCAAGAAAUCCCCCUUCGGGAGCUUGUUGGGUUUGUAAGCAAAAAGAAUACCUUAUUACUUCAUGCUGGAGGAGACUCUAAGAGGGUUCCGUGGGCUAAUCCAAUGGGAAAAGUUUUCCUUCCACUUCCAUAUAUGGCAGCAGAUGAUCCUGAUGGCCCAGUACCCUUGCUCUUUGAUCAUAUACUUGCAAUUGCUUCUUGUGCGAGACAAGCUUUUAAGAAUGAAGGUGGGUUGUUCAUCAUGACUGGGGAUGUUCUUCCUUGUUUUGAUGCUUUCAGCAUGGUUCUUCCGGAGGAUACGGCUUCCAUUGUAACUGUUCCUAUAACCCUUGACAUUGCUUCUAAUCAUGGGGUCAUUGUGGCAUCUAAAAUUGAGUGUCAUAUGGAUCAUCGCUCAAUUUUUUCAGUGGAGAAUUUGCUCCAGAAACCUAGUGUAGAGGAUCUUGUUGUCCAUAGCGCAAUCCUAGAUGAUGGGAGAACAUUGCUUGACACUGGAAUUAUUGCAGUUAGAGGCAAGGCUUGGGUGGAUCUUGUCACCCUUUCCUGUUCCAGCCAACCACUGAUUUCAGGACUUCUGAAGAGCAGGAAAGAGAUGAGCUUGUAUGAAGAUCUGGUAGCAGCAUGGGUGCCUGCCAAGCAUGAAUGGUUGAAGUCACGCCCUUUAGGGAAAGAACUUAUAGAGUCAUUGGGGAGACAAAAGAUGUUCUCCUUUUGUGCAAAUGAUCUAUUGUUCUUGCACUUUGGAACCUCAAGUGAAGUUUUGGAUCAUCUUAAUGGUACUGGCUCUGAUCUUGUUGGCAGGAGGCACCUCUGUUCAAUUCCAGCAACAACGGCAUCUGAUAUUGCUGCCUCAGCUAUAAUUGUGUCUAGCAAAAUAGCUGAAGGUGUCUCUAUUGGUGAAGAGUCACUUGUAUAUGAUUCCUCAAUUUUGACUGGAGUCCAGAUUGGUUCUCAGUCAAUAGUUGUUGGCAUAAAUAUGCCUGAAACUGAUAGUAUGGUAUUUGGAAGUUCUUUCAGGUUCAUUCUUCCAGAUCGCCAUUGUCUAUGGGAGGUUCCCUUGGUAGAAUACACAGAAAGAAUUAUAGUAUAUUGUGGUCUUCAUGACAACCCUAAAAUCUCACAUUCAAAUGAUGGGACCUUUUGUGGGAAACCCUGGAAGAAAGUUAUUGGGGAUUUAGGAAUCCAUGAUGCUGAUCUAUGGGGUACCAAGGAAAGCAAGGAUAAGUGUUUGUGGAAUGCUAAGAUAUUUCCUGUUCUUCCCUAUUCGAAGAUGCUACAGGUGGCAACAUGGGUUAUGGGGUUGUGUAAACAAGAUGAAAACCUCCUGCAUUUGUGGAAAGAGUCAGAUCGUAUGAGUCUGGAGGAGUUGCAUAAAUCUAUUGACUUCUCGAAGAUGUGGUCGGGCUCCACGAAUCACCAAGCUGACCUUGCUGCAGGGAUUGUUUCAGCUUGCCUUAAUUUUGGUUUACUGGGCCGUAAUCUAUCUCAAUUAUGCCAAGAAAUUUUGCAGAAAGAAACCAAUGGGAUUGAAAUAUGUAAAGGAUUUUUACCCCUUUGCACUAAACAUCAAACCCAAAAUCCACAUAUUCUUCCAAAAAGCAGGGCACACCAGGUUCACCUUGAUCUGCUAAGAUUGUGCGACCAGGAACAUGUGAAUUCUGAAAUUGAACUCAAAGUAUGGAAUGCUGUUGCAGAUGAAACUGCUACGGCAGUGAGAUAUGGCUUUAAAGUAGCACAUAAAUAUAAUCCAGCACAUGGUAAUCUUGAGCAACAUUUUCACACAAGGAAGGUGAAGGUGGAGUUACCUGUCCGGGUUGAUUUUGUCGGGGGUUGGAGUGAUACUCCUCCUUGGAGCUUGGAACGAUCUGGCUGCGUUCUGAACAUGGCAAUAAAAUUGGGCGGUUCUCUUCCCAUCGGUGCAACCAUAGAAACAACCAAAGAGACUGGGCUGUUGAUUUAUGAUGAUGCUGGAAAUAGAUUGUAUAUUGGUGAUGCUUCCUCCAUCGCACCUCCUUUUGACAGCAACGAUCCGUUUCGACUAGUCAAGUCUGCAUUAUUUGUGACUGAUGUUAUGAAUGAGACUGAGUUUCAAUCUAAUGGCUUGGAGAUAUUCACGUGGGCGCAUGUACCUCGAGGUAGUGGCCUGGGGACUUCGAGCAUCUUAGCUGCAGCUGUUGUGAAAGCGCUUCUUCAAAUAACAGGUGGAGAUGAUAGUAAUGAAAAUAUCACGCAGCUUGUUUUGGUGUUGGAACAGGUGAUGGGCACUGGUGGGGGCUGGCAGGAUCAGGUUGGCGGACUCUAUCCUGGCAUUAAAUUUACUUCAAGUUUUCCUGGAGUCCCAUUGCGCCUUCAAGUCAAUCCCCUGCUUGCAUCGCCUCAACUGAUCACAGAACUGCAGCAGCGGCUUCUUGUUGUAUUUACUGGCCAGGUUCGACUUGCUCACCAGGUCCUACAAAAAGUGGUGGUACGAUAUCUCCAACGGGACAAUCUACUUGUUUCCAGCAUCAGACGGCUUGUGGAGCUCGCAAAGGUGGGUAGGGAAGCAAUGAUGAAUGGUGAUAUAGAUGAGGUAGGGGAUAUAAUGGUGGAGGCCUGGAGGCUGCAUCAGGAGCUGGAUCCCUACUGCAGCAAUGAGUUUGUGGACAAGCUGUUUGCAUUUUCGAGUCCAUAUUGCUGUGGGUACAAACUGGUGGGCGCCGGGGGAGGGGGCUUUGCACUGCUGCUGGCUAAAACUGCUGAAUCAGCCAAGGAGCUGAGGCAUUUAGUCACUGGAAAUCCCGAGUUUGAUGUUGUAAUCUAUGAUUGGGAAGUAUUUCUAUAACCUGAGUUGAGCUGAGCUGAGCACAUGUUUAACAUUUACAGUUUCUCAAAAUGGGUGGUGGUGGUGGUAUAUGUUAAUGUUGUUAUAUAUAUGCAAUUGAAUUGAAUAAAAGAUUGGAUGGAUA
This is a messenger RNA of Andrographis paniculata, 3426 nucleotides long. RefSeq names its product bifunctional fucokinase/fucose pyrophosphorylase. Gene Ontology annotation, biological process: GDP-L-fucose salvage. NCBI's taxonomy places the organism in Eukaryota, Viridiplantae, Streptophyta, Magnoliopsida, Lamiales, Acanthaceae. The record is from RefSeq and is a predicted model, not a curated record. The coding region runs from base 75 to 3302 and encodes 1075 amino acids. The transcript has 7 exons. Gene Ontology annotation, molecular function: ATP binding; fucokinase activity.